Molecule: messenger RNA, 3464 nt
Organism: Pongo pygmaeus (Bornean orangutan)
Lineage: Eukaryota; Metazoa; Chordata; Mammalia; Primates; Hominidae
Product: serpin B6-like
Exons: 6
Coding region: 86-652 (188 amino acids)
Biological process (GO): negative regulation of endopeptidase activity
Cellular component (GO): cytoplasm
Molecular function (GO): serine-type endopeptidase inhibitor activity
Source: RefSeq, a predicted model, not a curated record
AGGCGCCCGCUAGGUGGUGCCUGGCUGGGCUCGACUCCGCCCGCCUCCCCACUCACUGGGAACUAAUACCCGGCGCCGCUCCGACAUGUCUAUUCCCGCCACUCCGACCAGGUCUCACCUCGCUCCUGGGCAGCUGCGCGGAGAACUGGGGCUCACCAUCAUGGAUGCUCUAUCAGAAGCAAAUGGCACAUUUGCAUUAAAUCUUUUGAAAAAGCUAGGGGAAAACAACUCAAACAACUUAUUUUUUUCACCCUUGAGCAUGUCGUCAGCCUUGGCCAUGGUUUUCAUGGGGGCAAAGGGAAAUAUCGCAGCUCAGAUGUCUCAGGGUUUUACAGAUUCCUGUGGGAAAUUCUACCAAGCAACGAUAAAACAGCUAGACUUUGUGAAUGAUACAGAGAAGUCCACAACAUGUGUAAACUCCUGGGUUGCUGAUAAGACUAAAGGUAAAAUUACAGAGGUGCUGUCUCCACAUUCAGUUCGCUCACUGACUAAGCUGAUUCUCGUGAAUGCCAUCUACUUCAAAGGAAGCUGGGAUAGUCCGUUUGGAAAACACAGAACAAGGGAAAUGCCUUUUAAAAUCAGCAAGAGCGAAGAAAAACCUGUGCAAAUGAUGUUUCAGAAAUCUACUUUUCAAAUGACCUAUGCAAAGUAAAUAUUAACUAAAAUUUUACUGCUUCCUUAUGUUGGAGAGGAGCUGAAUAUGAUCAUCAUGCUUCCAGAUGAAAACACUGAUUGGAAAACAGUAAUGAGUGUCCAAAGUGGAAAAAGAACUUUCUUAUGAGAGAUUCAUAGAAUGGACAACACCACACAAGAUGUUUGAAGAAAAGGUGGAAGUUUUCCUUCCUAGAUUUAAACUGGAGGAAAAUUACAACAUGGAAGAUGUCCUUCGCAGUAUGGGCAUGGUUGACACCUUUGAAGAGGGCAGGUCAGACUUCUCAGGAAUGUCGUCUAAGAAGGAUCUGUACUUGUCCAAGGUCAUGCACAAGUCCUUUGUGGAGGUCAAUGAGGAAGGCACAGAAGCAGCAGCAGCUACCACCUUAGAAAUAACUCCCUUGUGUGCCAAAUACCCCCUCAGCUUCUGUGCAGACCAUCCCUUCCUUUUCUUCAUCCAGCACAGAGAAACCAUUGGUAUUCUCUUCUGUGGCCGGUUUUCUUCUCCAUAAGGAAACAGUAGUCAUUGAAUCUAGUCCGUCUCUUUUCUCUAACUGACCUACUUUUUCUCUACACUUCAUAGUGUGCCUACAAACCCAGAAUGACUUUAUUAUUGCAGUGGUCAAAAAUGAGAUAUUAGGAGCCUAAUUUUGAAAUUUCUUGUUCAGAACCCUUCUGUGUAUGUUUGUAGGUUAAAUGUUUUCUAAAGUUGGAAGUUGACAUUCUCCAAGGAUCUUGUGGUCACUUGGGCAGUGAUAUCUCUAACCAUUCAGCCAAACCACUCUGCUUGGAACUAGCUAUCUCCCUCUCCUUUGUUGCUACUUUUCUUCUCUGCUGAACAGUAUUGACAUACAGACCCACUUUUAAUGAGAUAAUGGAGAGUGAAACGGAGAAUGGGUAGGAGAUGUGGGCAGCAUGUCUCAGAAAUCCAUAGAAGCAACCUCUAGUCGAACUUUACCAGCAAUUCUGAGGCCAGCACAGAGGGUGAGAGAGCAGUUAACUCAGACCAGUGAGAAAUCAGUCCAAUUUCCUGUGUGUUUCUGCCUUAUUUGUAGUUUGCAUUCAUAGGGAUCAGUGGGUCACAAACCUGUUCAAACAUGCAACUAUUCACUUUCUCUGAAAAUUUACAAUUGUUAUCAGCAGGCAGAGAGGAGUAGGUAAUGUUCUAUUCACAGUUUGAGACAGCUUCAUGAGUAUACAAUACAUGUCUUUCUAUUUUAUUUCAAAUAUUUUUUGAAAGACACCUCAGGUUUCUGUAGCCAUUUGUAUUACAGGCUUGAAAUGAAAUUGCAGUGUUCAGUGAUAAGAGAACACAGUCAGAUUGAAGAGGGAGAUUGGUACUGUUUUCUAGGGGACAGCAAAAAGGACUUAUUCCAUCAACACCUUUGCAGUCAGAAGAAACUUGGGCAGCCCCUUAUUUCACUGACACCACUCAUAUUUUCAUUCCACAGCUGGUUCACUUUUCCCUUUUGGCCCAAGCCAGCCAAUUAGCUGUAGGGAGGGAACGGGACUGAGGAGUACAAGGAAACAUCCACUUUGUAUGCGGGCUGAGAGAGGGAAGAGGGAGUAUCAGAGAUUGCAGGGUUUGUCUUUCUCAUUCUUCUGCCUCUUCUGCCCAACAGUUGCACUUGGAAAGAGUAAUCCUAGGUGGGGAAUAAUGAGUUAAUGUGAUUCUUUCACUGCAGAGAGAGCUUCUGAGUGUUACAGCCAGGGGCAAUAGGCUGGCACCCUGUUCCUUAUGGAAAGGCAUGCCUUCUUGCACAGCCUUGCAGGAAGUCCAGUUAAGUAGGUUAGGAGUUGGGAGCUGGAAGUGUAAAUGGAGUAGCUUCCUACCAUCCAUGCAUGUGGGAAUGUGUUUUUAUUUUAUUUUAUUUUAUUUUUUUGACGGAGUCUCACUCUGUCACCAGGCUGGAGUGCAGUGGCACAAUUUCGGCUCACUGCAACCUCCGGUUCCUAGGUUCGAGCAAUUCUCCUGCCUUAGCCUCCCCAGUAGCUGGGAAUAUAGGCGUGUGCCACCACGCCCAGCUAAUUUUUGUAUUUUUAGUAGAGAGGGGUUUUUACCAUGUUGGCCAGGCUGGUCUCGAACUCCUGACCUUGUGAUCCACCUGCCUCAGCCUCCCAAAGUGCUGGGAUUACAGGCAUGAGCCACUGCACCUGGCCAGGAAUGUGUUUUUUAAAUCGUUCCUGGGAUGAGUAUAUUCAGAUCCUAUCAAUAGUGAAUUAUAGUUAACGAUAUUGGUUUGAUCUGUUAUAGACCUAUAAUACAAUCAGACUUUAGCCAUUGUAAGUCACAAUACGUAAAAGGUAAUAAUAUGCAUAUUGGCCAAGAGGAUCUUGUAAAAUUAUGUUUGUCAUAUUCUCUUUGAAGAGUUAUCAUUCAAUAUUUUAUUUCUGUCUUGUAAGGUCUGAAACCCCAUGUGCUGCUUUGAUGUCUAUGGGCUUGUCAGGGCCUCAGAGGCCUGGCCAUGCAGUCCCCUGCUCUUGUCAGAUAUGUGCACCCUAUUCACCCACUGAGCGAGCAGGAAGGCUCCUCGCCCUUCUAAGUUCCCCUAUCAGCCAGUCAACUGUACCCCACCUGGGUCUCAACCUGGCUCACUUUCCUGCUGGCCCGGAAACUUAUUCAACAAGCCUGUCACAUCUGGAGGAUCCAGGAAUUGCCUCUUCCUCUUGUUACUAUAAAGCCUGCCUUCCACAGCCCCUACUGGUUCACUCUAUUCCCAAAUGCAACUCUCCUGUGACCCUGCAUGGCAUGUGGUGACCUCUCUCCCUGAGCUGUGAGCAGAUGAGACUAAUAAACUGCUGCCAAUUUCAUC